AUGAGAUGCACAGUGAAACAGAAGAUCUACGAUGUCAUUAUUGAUAGUGAGAGCAGUGAGAAUAUUAUCUCUCGGUGCAUGGCGGAGAAAUUAGGUUUGAAGAUGGAGAAGCACCCCGCUCCUUACAAGAUCGGAUGGAUUCGUAAGGGUAAUAACGUCCAAGUUGAUGAGGUAUUAAAAACCUUUAUCUAUAAGUUCGUUGUAGUUUACUUUGAUGAUAUCCUGAUUUAUAGCCAGAGUGAGACUACGCAUCUGGACCACUUGAAGGAGGUACUGACAGUUUUGCUGGAGAACAAGUUGUACAUCAAUCUAAAAAAGUACAACUUCAUGACCAGUAGCCUUGUAUUCCUAGGCUUUGUCAUUAGUUCAGAGGGCAUCCAUGUUGAUGAAGAGAAGGUACGUGCUAUUCGAGAGUGGCCUACACCGAAGACUGUCAGUGAGGUUCGUAGUUUUCAUGGCCUAGCAACGUUCUAUAAAAUAUUUGUCAGAAAUUUUAGCAGUAUUGUAGCUCCUAUCACUGAAUGCAUAAAGAAAGGAAAGUUUAAUUGGGGAGUCGAAGCGGAUCAUAGCUUUGCAUUAAUCAAGGAGAAAUUGUCCACCGCACCAGUACUUGCACUUCUAGAAUUUCAAAAGGUGUUUGAAGUUAAUUGUGAUGCAUCCAUCCUAGGAAUUGGUGGUGUUCUAUCUUAA
Messenger RNA from Asparagus officinalis (garden asparagus), 690 nucleotides. RefSeq lists its product as uncharacterized. NCBI's taxonomy places the organism in Eukaryota, Viridiplantae, Streptophyta, Magnoliopsida, Asparagales, Asparagaceae. The record is from RefSeq and is a predicted model, not a curated record. The transcript has 2 exons. The coding region runs from base 1 to 690 and encodes 229 amino acids.